AUGGGGCACCUGGAGCGCUUCGUGCUCGCGAGUCUCUUGGCAACCGUUACCACGGCCUUGGAUGUGGUGGUGGUUGGGGCUGGGAUGGGCGGCCUGAGUGCUGCAAAGAAGCUCCAAGAGAACGGUCACAGCGUCACCCUCUUGGAGGGAAGAGAUCGCAUUGGUGGUCGUACGUGGACCAGCCAUGAAUUGGGCUUCCCGACAGACCUCGGCGCCAGCUGGAUUCAUGGAGCUAGCGCUCAGAACCCUUUGACGCCCUUGGUGACGGAAUUUGGCAUCGCCACAGUCGAUGAUCCGGAUGAGCAGAGGUGUCGCUAUGACAAGGAUGGGUACAAGUACCGAGCAUGGGAGCUUGCUAGCUAUGAAAGCUAUUGCUGGAGCGCUGAGUCAUCAGGGUAUGCUCCCACAACAGGCACUUUGGAGAGUGCAUUGAGGGACUACGAUCCAGCCUUUUUCAACACCGUGGAGGGAGAGAUGUGUUUGGCCACCCGUGAUUUCAAUCAAGGCUCUACAAUUGACAAAGUCAGCGUCGCGAACAUCUAUUACAGUGAAAUUGCAGAAACUGGUGGACCGGAACUUAUAUUCCUUGACGGCUACAACACCUUGACUGACAACUUAACGGCACAAUUUCAAGCUGCAGGUGGCACAGUUGUGACGAGUGCCACAGUAACCCAGGUCAACUACUGCAUGGGUUUCAGCCAGGGAGGAGAGCGCGCAUCCUGCACUGCGACUGUGAAAACUAUCCAAACCGGUGGCUCGGCAACGGCUGACUACACGGCCAAUGCUGUAGUUGUGGCUGUGCCAUUGGGUGUGCUGCAAGCCAAUGCAAUCACUUUUUCCCCAUCUCUUCCUGCCUCAUACACUGCUGCCAUUGCACGGAUGCAGUUUGGUGUUGUGAACAAAGCCGUGGCAGUUUUUGGCACUGACUUUUGGUCUGCCGGAUGCAACAACGAACUCAUGCUCGCCAUCAACAAGCAGAAUGCCACCAUCGACUCGCGCGGCAUGUUCCCAUACUUCAUGAACACCAAUCGCUUGUGGCCAGGGAAGAAUGCCUUGACGGGUUUUGCCGUUGGGAGAUAUGCCAUUGCUUCUGAACAGAAGACGGAUGCAGAAGUGCAGGCCGAUUUCAUGUCCAGAAUCCGUCAGCAAUUUCCAAGUGCUCCCGACCCAACACACUUCAUUCGAACAAAGUGGGGCUCUGACCCAUUUGCAAGGGGAGGUUAUACCACAGAUUCAGGCAUCAACAUGGAAAUGAACGAGUUGCGGCUUCUCCGUCAGGCAGUCAGCGCUUCACUCACCUUUGCUGGAGAGCACACCAGCCCUGUGUGGGCGGCCACUGUUCAUGGAGCGUAUCAGUCAGGCCAACGUGCCGCAAAUGACAUUAUGUCCGGUGCACCAUCGACUUCAGAGUCGGCUUCAGCAAGUGUUGACGCCAGACAUUCUUGUUUUUUCUUGUUGUUCCUUUUUGCUGCUACCCAGGUACCUUAA
Durusdinium trenchii is the source of this 1488-nucleotide messenger RNA. The record is from the annotation of a GenBank genome assembly. Lineage: Eukaryota; Dinophyceae; Suessiales; Symbiodiniaceae.